This is a messenger RNA of Dromaius novaehollandiae (emu), 3450 nucleotides long. Its product is annotated as antigen WC1.1-like. Gene Ontology annotation, biological process: zymogen activation. The transcript has 16 exons. Gene Ontology annotation, cellular component: plasma membrane. Gene Ontology annotation, molecular function: serine-type endopeptidase activity. NCBI's taxonomy places the organism in Eukaryota, Metazoa, Chordata, Aves, Casuariiformes, Dromaiidae. The annotation marks the transcript as partial. The record is from RefSeq and is a predicted model, not a curated record.
CUGCUGCUGUGCGUGCAGCUCUGCAGGGGCACCGGGGAGCUGCGACUGGUUAACGGAGGCAGCCGCUGCGCCGGUCGGGUGGAGAUGAAGCACGAGGGCCAGUGGGGCACCAUGUGCAGCUAUGACUUCGACUGGGAUGUCCGUGGGGCCUCCGUGGUCUGCAGGCAGUUGGGAUGCGGCACCGUGGCCAGGGCCUCCCCGUACACCCCAUUUGGGGCUGGGACUGGCCGGAUUUGGCUGCAACCCUUCUUAUGCCGUGGCACUGAGACAGCGCUCCACAACUGCCCCCACUUCGGCUGGGGCCAGCACUACUGUGGCCAUGACACAGAUGUUGGGGUGACGUGCUCAGAUGCCGUGGAGCUGAGGCUGGUGAAUGGAGGUGGUCCCUGUGCAGGCAGAGUGGAGGUGAAGCUGCGGGGCCAGUGGGGGACGGUGGCAGAUAAUGAAUGGGACAUGGAAGAUGCCGAGGUGGUGUGUCAGCAGCUGGGCUGUGGCUCAGCCAAAAGCGCCCAUGCCUGGAGCCGCUUUGGGAAAGGGUCUGGACCAAUUCAUCUGGCUGUCGUUGACUGUCGCGGGGAUGAGUCUGCCCUCUGGGAAUGUACUAUCAAGGGAUGGGAGCUGUACAAUGGAAGCCAUAGCUGGGAUGUUGGCGUGGUCUGCCAAGGGUUUGUGCGGCUGGUUGGCGGAGAUGGUGCCUGCUUGGGCCGCGUGGAGGUCAGGCAGGGCCGAGCCUGGGCCACCCUCUGUGAAGCCCACAUGGACCUCAACACCGCCCAUGUCAUCUGCAAGGAGCUGGGCUGUGGAGCAGCUCUGGCCAUCACUGGGGCGGCACGCUUUGGGGCAGGAGCUGGGCCCAUCUGGGACGGGGGCUUUGAGUGUGCAGGCAAUGAAUCCCUCCUGUCUGCCUGCGCCCGCAGGCUGCCCCAUGGCCAGGGCUGCACCCACACCAGUGACGCUGCCAUCAUCUGCUCCCCCUACACAGGCUUCAGGCUGGUGAACGGCAGCACAGAGUGCACAGGGCGGGUGGAGCUGGAGGCACGCGGCACCUGGGGCUCCCUCUGCGACGCUGGCUGGGACGUGCCCGAUGCCCAGGUGCUCUGCCACCACCUUGGCUGCGGCUUUGCUGCCUCUGUGCCUCGCAGAGGGUAUUUUGGGACAGGGAGCGGCCCGCUGUGGCAGGACACAUUUCACUGCAGCGGGACCGAGUCCCACCUGGGAGAGUGCCCUGCCAUGGCGCUGGGGACCCCUGCCUGCUCGCCGGACCACGCUGCCGCAGUCAAUUGCUCAGGUGGCACUGAACCCCUGCGGCUGGUGGACGGGGAGAGCCGUUGUGACGGGCGCCUGGAGGUGGCCCUGGGUGGGGCCUGGGGCCGAGUCCUGCCACAGCAGUGGGACGACAGCGGUGCCAGCGUGGUGUGCCGGCAGCUCCGGUGCGGCACGGUGCAGAAGGCCUACACCGCCCCAGUGCUGGGGCCAGGCUCGAGUCCCCUGGGGCUGAGUGGGCUCUGGUGUGCAGGCACGGAGACCCACCUGGCCCAGUGCAAUGCCACGCUGCCCAGCGCCGUGCCAUCGGGCCACACUGAGGAGGCGGUGGUUGUGUGCUCAGGGAGCCGGCGGGUGCGGCUGGCAAGCGGCCCUGGGCGCUGUGCUGGGAGAGUGGAGGUCUACGUGCAGGGGGCCUGGAUCCAUGUCUGUGAGGAUGCCUGGGACCUCUGGGAUGCCACCGUCGUCUGCCGCCAGCUGGGCUGCGGCAAGGCCCUGGCAGUGCCCGGCUCAGCCCGCUACGGCCGGGGCUCGGGGCCAGUGUGGCUGGGCGCCGGUGGGUGCUCCGGGACCGAGGCGACACUCUGGGACUGCUCGGCCCCGGCCCCGGCUCCAGGGCAGCGUGGUUGCAAGCAGGGUGCUGGCGCAGCAGCCGUUUGCUCAGAGCUCACAGUCCUGCGGCUGGCGGGUGGCAGUGGCUGCACUGGGCGCCUGGAGGUCUUCUACAAUGGGACGUGGGGCAGCGUGUGCGCCAAUGGCACCAGCCCCGCCACAGCCGCCGUGGUGUGCCAGCAGCUGGGCUGCGGGGCCACGGGCCGACUGGCAUCUGCCCCAGCAACCACACAGGGCUCAGGCCCCGCGUGGCUGGCCUGGGUGCAGUGCGAGCUGGGGACCGACUCCCUCUGGCACUGCCCCUCGGCACCCUGGCACCUGCAGCCCUGUGACUUCCCUGGGGACACCCACAUCACAUGUGACAGGGACCCUGGCGGCACCAGAGUGACUCCCACGCCAGCCAGGGCAACUGGAUGCCCAGACGGCACAGCUUGCACAGGUGCCCACAGGAGCCCCGCGGGGGGUGCUGGGGCCAUGCCAGUGCCCACCAUCCUCUGCAUCAUCCUGGGGACCCUGCUCUGCCUGGCCCUGGGGGCUCUCGCCAUGCAGGCAUGGCGCACCAUGGCUCAGCACAGAGGCCCUGGCAGAGCUGGGGACACAAUCUCUGAGGCCGUCUAUGAGGAGCUCGACUACACCCUGACGCCGGAGUACCAGGAGGUGCCCAGUGGCUCAGGCUCUCCAUCAGAAGGCUCAGCAGCAAAGCUGCCGUAUUACACCAGUGACAGCGUGGAGGUCAGCAGCCCCGCGACAGCAGCAGACACCCCUGCCCUGCCCAGGCAUGGCCCCCCGGAUGGGUAUGACGAUGCCGCGGCCGUGCUGCACCCGGGAGAGGCCGCUUCUCCAGGGUUGAGUGACGGAGGUGUCUCCGAGGUCACGGUGCUGGAAGCGGGGAGCCGGCCCUCGCUGAGCCACCCGGAGCUGCCAGGAGCCACGACAGAUGCACCAGCUUCAGCGCCCCGAGACAUGGGCUACGACGAUGUUGGUGUCAGUGGCCCCAGGACAUCACUGUCUUUCGCCCGCACUGUCCUACACUGGGAUGUUACCAUGCACGGCACCCUGACUACUGUGGCCCUCACCCGCCCCAGAGCAGCUCUGCACCAGGUCGACAUUUGCCAUCGCUGGUGGUGCACACUGCCCAUGGCAGGGACUGCAGUGGAGCAAGCGUUGCUCUAUAGAAAGGGCCAAGCAUGGGCAGCGCCGCCUGAUGCAGCAGUGGUGGAGCAGCUGGCAGGCUUCCUCUCCUCGCUGGAGGUUUCCCUUGCUACCGUCAAGCUACCUCAGAAGGGCAGCACAGCCCUCUGGGGUAUCUGCCACUCCUCUCAGGAUCACCCUUGGAUCAUCAGCACACUUGCUGUGGGUGCACUCUGUCCCCUCAUCCACGUCACUGAGGAAGAAGAUGAACAAAGCACCAGGGCAGUGAAAGCCAUGGGCAGGGAGUGGGCAUGGCAGCAGGGCUGUGGCCGUGCAGGCCCCCUGAGGUCGGAUGCUGUGGGGCCGGGACAGUGUAUCGCCAUCGAGGUGGACCAUGCCGUGUGGUCUCCGGCGGCAGUUCUUCUCUUUUUCUUGUUCGAUUGA